UCUCGCAUCUUCCGCCAGUGAUUUAACGUGGCUUGCGUCUGUUCGUUGUAAUCUUUAGACUCCUCACCAUCACGCACUUUUGAUUCCCUUCAGCAUCAUUCCCUCAUAAUGACCAGCUCAUCCGCUACUUCAUCUCCUUCUCAGAUUCAUCAGAACGUCGUUCCUUCUGAAGUCGGAUGGCAAUUUGUUCCUCAGUAUUACACUUUUGUUAACAAGCAGCCCAAUCGUUUGCAUUGCUUCUAUACAAAAACCUCCACCUUCAUUCAUGGUACAGAGGGCGAGGAUGUCAAGGCAUGUUUUGGUCAGCAGGAAAUCCACAACAAGAUUACCUCUCUUGGCUUCGACGAUUGCAAAGUCUACAUCCACUCAGUCGACGCCCAGUCUAGUGCCAAUGGUGGUAUCAUCAUUCAGGUCAUCGGUGAAAUGUCAAAUCAUGGCGACCCUUGGCGCAAGUUUGUGCAGACCUUCUUCCUUGCAGAGCAGCCAAACGGUUAUUUCGUCCUCAAUGACAUCUUCCGCUUCCUGAAGGAGGAGACUGUGGAAGAUGAUGCCAGCGAACCUGAGGCUUCCUCUACUACACCUUCUGAACCUGCACCUGAAUCAGUUCGCGAGCCGACUCCCCCGCCCCCCGCUCCUGUUUCUGAACCCGAGGUCGAAGAGCCAACCACUAUGGUCUCUGAGCCCAUUUCCCCACCCCCUGAACCCGAACGUGCUCCAGUUGAGGUCAACGGUAUCCAUCACGAGCCUGAGAUCAAACGGGAACCCACUCCUGAGCCAUCCAUUCCUGAAGCUGAGCCAGAGCCUGAACCUCCCGCUCUGAUUGCGCCGCCACAAGCGCCUGCUCCUCCACCGCUUGUUGCGCCGCCACCAGCGCCUGCACCUCCCGCUCUGGUUACUCCACCACCAGCUCCUGAACAGGUACCCGCUCCUCAGCCCCCAGCUCCUGCACCAAAACCUGCAGCACCAAAAACGUGGGCCAGCCUCGCUGCCGCUGACUCUAAGCGCUGGGGCGCACAGGUAGCUACUGAAUCAAAAGGGAUGUCCGAGGUUCCUGCUUCUGCAGCAACUCCAGCACCUCCGGCUGGUAAUACCCCUUCUCCUGCUCCACGGAGAGAGCACUCGCACUCACUUAUCGCUUCUGCCAAUGCACUUACAACCUCCCAGUGCUUCGUCAAGGGUGUCACUGAGGUCGUGUCGCAACAGCAACUGAUAACUCUUUUGGCCCGCUUUGGUACUGUCAAGGAUGUCGAGAUCGUGCGCAGCAAAGCUUGUGCCUUCCUCGAGUUCAACAGCCUUGAUGCUGCUAAGAAAGCAAUCAUCGCUUCGCUUCCUAACAACUCUGGUGGCGAGGGUGGGCUGCGCUUCGAUAGUCCCGAGGGCAGCGUCCGGAUUAUCGUCGAGACCAGGAAAGAGCGUGGCGACCGGCCUAUCAGUCGGCCACGGGGUGGCGCGCCUAACGGCGAGUCUAGGGGUUCGUUCCGGGGCCGUGGCGGACCUCGGGGUCGUGGCGGCCCUCCGCCCCCCAAACAGUAAGAACACAUGUGCAUGGUGGUUCGGAGGGGUGAGGGGUGCUCAUCUGCGUGGUAUACUUGUUGUCCUAAGCUUAUUUCAUUUGCUUUUGUCCAUGUAGACGUGCGUGGUGGACGUAAUAUAAUGCGAAAACCACCCUCGUACUCGUUUAUUUUACUUGCUGUCGUGUUUUGGUAGUGAUUUAGUUAAUGAAUUCAGAGGUUUUCAUUG
Messenger RNA from Suillus subaureus, 1740 nucleotides. RefSeq lists its product as uncharacterized. Gene Ontology annotation, cellular component: Ubp3-Bre5 deubiquitination complex; ribonucleoprotein complex; cytosol. Gene Ontology annotation, biological process: ribophagy; protein deubiquitination. The transcript is spliced from 4 exons. NCBI's taxonomy places the organism in Eukaryota, Fungi, Basidiomycota, Agaricomycetes, Boletales, Suillaceae. Gene Ontology annotation, molecular function: mRNA binding. The coding region runs from base 109 to 1533 and encodes 474 amino acids. The record is from RefSeq and is a predicted model, not a curated record.